Messenger RNA from Brienomyrus brachyistius, 2350 nucleotides. Its product is annotated as protein TOPAZ1-like. The coding region runs from base 1 to 1851 and encodes 616 amino acids. Gene Ontology annotation, biological process: spermatocyte division; spermatid development. The record is from RefSeq and is a predicted model, not a curated record. The transcript is spliced from 14 exons. NCBI's taxonomy places the organism in Eukaryota, Metazoa, Chordata, Actinopteri, Osteoglossiformes, Mormyridae.
AUGACUACAGUGAACUGUGCCGAGAGAGAGACCUCCACCACUAGGGGGAGCACUCCCAACACAGCAGGUCCUCUAAGUGGUCCUCCUGACCGUGACGUUUACUGCAAGUAUUACUUCAGCAGCAAGCACAUAUGCUUCAGGAAGGUUUGCUGGUUCCUGCAUGUGCCUCUAGAUGGCGAUGAGCAGUUCUGCACUGAAGUCGUGAUCAGGUUCAGCAGAGAUGCAAAUCAGUCCCUCUUACAGCGCGCAGCUGCUGUGUUUGUCAGUUACUACCAGAAAUGUCCACCUGGGAUCCAUUUUGACCUGCAAGCUUUGAAACGUCUCCUGUCAACCCUGUUCAAGCACGGCAUCAUCAAAGACGUGCUCUCUGUCCUGCGGGUCCUCGCGUCAUACAGAAUUCUGCCACCGUCGGAGUUCAUUUUGGCCCUGUUUGAUCACUGUGUAGACGCCGGGCUGCCCUUCACGCCCGCUGACUUCCAGCACAUGCAGUGGUGCCUGGAACAGCUCGGCCUGCCAGCGGCACAGAUGAACAGCUUCCUGGCCUUCAAGCUCCGGGGCCUGGGGACAGAUGCAUGGAAAGCCAGCGGGGAGGUGCAGCUGGCCACUGCAGAGGUGGAGCGCUGCAGGGAGCAGGGGGACUGGACCAGGCUGGGCACCAUCUUCUCCAGCCUGUGUGCAUCCCAGCACAGCCUGGCAGACCUGCGACAGCUGAGCGGCCACGUGACCCUGGCUCUGCUCAAGGACUCGGCCGCCGCCUCGCUGCCCUUCGCCCAGUUCGCACAGGCCGUCUUCCAGGGCAGCUCUGCCAACGGCCUUAUGAGCAACCUGAUUGGCCGCAUCGGGGUGUCCUUGAUGUUCCGGUACUACGGCGCGAAGCAGUGGCACAAGGGAACGCAGCUGCUGGACACCCUGAAGGGCUUGGACAUUAACUACUCCAUGCUGAGCAGCUUGUUUGGCAGCGAGAGCGGCGUGUCCCAGGGCCGCACGGUCAGCGUGGCCGUCGAGCUCUUCCUGAACAGCGGAAGCAUGGAAAGCGCUCUGCAGGUGCUCAAAGAUAACGACUGGUUGAGUGGCUCCUCCCCGCUCCCUUGUGAUGCCGACACGACGCAGAUCCGCCAGGCUGUUCUGUGCCAGCUGGCCGACAGCUGCAUUCAGAAGGGCGUCCACCGGGUGGCGCUGGAGGUGUUGUCGAAGUUACCAAGCCUGAAGGAUCAAGCAGACCCGGCCGCCGUGUCCCAGCCUGGUGAGCUUUUCCACCGACACCUCAGCUCCUGUCUAGAGAAGCAGAACUUAACGGUGGCAUCUGAGACGGUGGAGUUAAUGUUCGCCAAGAGCGUUUCUGUGGAUAUGCGUCUACUGCGGACACUCAUCCACAAGCUGGGAAAGCAGAACGUCUGGCUGAAGGCUCGUUCCCUCUUCAGAUGUGCCUUAUCCAUGGGGUGCUACCCCCCAACCCAGGUAAACCCCUACUGUAGGCUCCUGCCGAUCCCCUAUUCGCUGACCGAGGUUGAGAUGGCCAUAGCCAUCGAGAUGUUCAUGGUGUCCAAUGCCGACGAGAUCCAUGGCCAAUCGCAGAUCCCUCUGCAAGUCGUGUUGAAAAGGAAGGAAGGUUCGGAGCUGGUCAGCGACGGCGACUACAAUGCAGCAGGGAACCGCCUGCUGUUCGCUGCCCAGAUAGCCAACCCCAAGCUGGUGAUAAAAUAUGCCACCGUCAACCCAUCUCAGGAGCAAGUCUUCACGCUGGACCCGCUGUCCGUUCGCAAGUGGCUGACCCAGAAUAUGAAAUGGGCGACCAGCAUCUGGCGUGAGACCGGUGAUGACCCACCAGCUAGUGACUGCCUCUCCGGUUAGCGACGUUUUAGAGAAGACAGGAGAAGUGUACAUAAUUAUUUGUAUGUACCAUAAAUAAGAUGAUUUUUUUAGGAAACACUCAGCUUGAUUCAGUCAAAAAGGUUGGACGUACAUUUACUGAAAGGUUAGAGAUAUGUUUACCUUUUAACAACCUGUUUUCAUUUAGACGGCAAGAUAUUUAUACUGAAACUUGUUCUUGUUGAAAAGAGAUGUAUAUAGUUCAACUGUGUUAACUGACUGGGUUUCGUGUGUGUGCAGUUACUGGACUUUAUUUCAGAAAUGAGGACUUAGAUAUCCUUAAGUGUUCAGUGGUUGACUUAGAUUUACAAUGUAAAUGUUAAUUGUGAUUAAUUUUUUUUUUUUUUACAAAUAUUGAGAAUUUCAGCCUAGAUGCGUUGUUAAAGAUUGACAUUAUUGCAGAUUAAAACGAAACACUUUGUUUAAAUAUAUGUAAUUGUUUUGGUAACGUUUAUGUAUUAAAAACUAUUAUAAAAUUGAA